CGGGCAGCUCGCAGCCGCCGCAGUCGCCGUCGCUUCCCGCCGGGGCAGCGCGUCCCUGCCGCACGGCCGCUCGCUUCUUCUCUUCCUUCUCCCCCCUCCCUUCCCCUCCCGCCCCUCACCCCAUUCCCCCUCCUCCCUCCUCCGCCCCACCUUACCCCUCCUUCCUAUUCCCCCCUCCCCUCGCCCCUGCCGCCGCCGCCAGCACCACCACCCCUCUCGCCGCUUUCGCCCUGCCCGCCCUCCCUUCCGCCAUGUCGCUGGGAGCCGUCCCCGAGGCGGGUUUCUCCAGCGAGGAGCUGCUGACCCUGCGUUUCCCCCUGCACCGCGCCUGCCGCGAUGGGGACCUGCCCGCUUUGUGUUCGCUGCUCCAGAGCUCGCCCCGCUCCGACUUGGCGGCCGAGGAUUCCUUCUACGGCUGGACGCCCAUCCAUUGGGCCGCGCACUUCGGCAAGCUGGAGUGCCUAAUGCAGUUAGUAAGAGCUGGAGCUUCUGUAAAUGCCAGUACAACACGUUUUGCUCAAACACCAGCCCAUAUUGCUGCUUUUGGAGGACAUCCACAGUGCCUGAAUUGGUUGAUUCAAGUGGGGGCCAACAUAAACAAACAGGAUUAUGUUGGUGAAACUCCUAUUCAUAAAGCAGCACGAUCUGGUAGUAUGGAUUCCAUAAGUGCCCUUGUGGCUCAUGGUGCGCAAAUAGACUUGAGAAAUGCCAGUGGCCUGACAGCAGCAGACCUUGCACAUACCCAGGGCUUCCAAGAAUGUGCCCAGUUUCUCUUGAACCUCCAGAACUGUCACCUGAAUCGUUUCUAUAGCAAUGGCACCUUAAAUGGGGUUCAUCAGAAUGCAGGUCCCAAUCCAUUCAGUGGUGGGACAAGUCGAAAGAGAUCUUUUGAAGAUUCGGAGUCUGCUGGAGUAAAGAAGGCUAGAACAGAAGCUUACAGCUUUGAUGGCUUAAUACCAAUGAUGAAUGGAGGAGUUGAGGACGAUGCUGACAAUAUGCACGUUGAUAGAGAGUUUGCGGUUGUAUCAGAUAUGAAUAGCAGUAGCUCCAUAUUGAGUGCACUGACAAAUGGAUGUGCCAUCAAUGGACAUUUGGAUUUCGCCGCCGCGCAGCAGCUCAGCGGGAUGGACGCCAGGCGUGAGGAGUGUUUAACAUUAGCACCCAAUGGAAUAAUUCCUGGAGUAGCUUCUCCCAGUAGGCAUCGAAUUCACACCAGCAAUGGCACCGAGGAAGCAGAGAAAUCCAUGAGUAAUUCCACGGAUAUGUGCGGCUCCCUGCACCUGAACGGCAGCCCCAGUAGCUGUGUCUCCAACCGGCCCUCCUGGGUGGAAGACCCUGGUGAUACUUUGCACUAUGGACACUAUCAUGGUUUUGGGGAUACUGCUGAAAGCAUCCCUGAACUUAGUAGUGUUGUUGAGCAUUCCAAUUCUGUCAAGGUCGAACAGAGAUACGACAAUACUGUCCUAGGCACAAUGUAUUUGUACCACGGUUCCUAGAUGGGUGACCUUUGUAUCAAACCCAUACUGAAAUGGCUACCAAAUGAAUCUGGGGGGAUAAAAACCUCACAUAGCAUUAAAUUUGAAGAUUGCAACUUACUGCUAUUUUUACACUUUGUUUAUAUGAAAAGUAAACCUUUAAUUCGACAGCCUUAUACAAUAGUUGUAGUUUGUUGCAUGUAUGGGGCUUAUAUAGUGAUAAAAUAGGUGAUGUUAUGAUGGAAUGUUAAUUAUUUUAAUUUUUUUUAUUAUGGAAUGUUCUGGUUUUGUAAUUUUUUAUUUCUAGGCUUGUGAACACUAUCUUUCCCUUUUUAGAGGUGUUUUCCGUUUUAUUAAGACAACGGUUAACUGAAUUUUGUGAAGAAAAUGUUACAUAAUGUGCAUCACUUAGAAGUAAAGGUUUUUCUUUUCCAUAUCUUCUGCUGAAGCUAUGGUAGCAAUAUCAAUGCCAGCUAUCACUAUGCAAGGUUGAAAGUGGCAAUCUUCUGGAGCUUCUCUGACUUUAUAGUUUGUACAUCCGUUUGGUAUUAUUAGAUGUUCAUCUUCAAAUUUUUGGAACAAGUUGUUUAGGAAAAAUAAAAUAAAUAAGCAACGACAGAAUCGGAAGGAGUUCCCGUUUCCCUUUCUGUAGCGUAGAAGUGCUUCCUGUUGUUGCUGGGCUCUUGCAUUUUAGAGUGGGGGAGUGGGGUGCCUUUGUUUGGUGGCAGUGGGGUGUGCCUCAGGUUAGUUCUGCAUUCGUGAGGGUUUUCUUUGGCUUCUCUCCUUUAUGUGUGUGCUUGAUAUUUUACCAUAGCUCACAGACCGGAGGCAUGUUGGCACUGUUCUGCUUUGUAUGCAGUUUAAAAUUGCUGUUACUUGUUAUAGAAUUUGCCAAGUCGAGAUAUUUAAGUUUGACUGUCUUGGAUAUACAUUUAUUGUCCUUUUUUUGUUUUGGUUUGGUUUUUUUGUUUUAACAUAUGCUUUGAAGAUGUAAUGUUGUGUACUCUUUGGGCUAUGCUCACGGAAAAUACAUUGUAUUUAAAGCUUAAUACAUAAAAUUCAUGUAAGUGCACUAUAUGAGCACUAAUAAUAUAAGUUGCUGCUUUGUGUUAUGAUAAGUGAAGAGUGGGGAAGAAUAUGGUAAAUGAGAUAAGCCCUUGGAAUUGUGUUGAUUUUUUUGUUCUUGUUUUGUUUAAAAAGGGACCUUUACAAAUUGGAAUUUAAUAAAAAUAAACAUGUUACAUUGUAUCUGAAAA
Calypte anna (Anna's hummingbird) is the source of this 2731-nucleotide messenger RNA. RefSeq names its product ankyrin repeat domain 10 (gene ANKRD10). The transcript is spliced from 6 exons. Bases 252 to 1496 code for a protein of 414 amino acids. Gene Ontology annotation, molecular function: protein binding. The record is from RefSeq and is a predicted model, not a curated record. Lineage: Eukaryota; Metazoa; Chordata; Aves; Apodiformes; Trochilidae.